AUGCCCGCCCCAGCCCCUUUACCUAAACGUCCAAUUCUAAGCCUACCUUUCCUCCUUCCAUUCUGUUCCGAAUCCACCGUUUUGGCCCAAAGGAAUCAAUCAACAUACCGUCGCUUAAAACAACGCUUACGGGCCAAACCAGAGGCGUCCUUUAGCCAAUCUCCGACUCAAGAAUAUAAUCACAUCGUCUACAACCCCCCUUCAAGCGCGCCCUCUGUUUACCGCACACCAACCAAGUUCCUCCCGCCCAACGAUAUCCGACGGAAAUUGCGCUCUGAGUCCGAUUUCGAUAUUACCAGCACACCCCACAGUCUUCCCCUUGUGUCCAAACGUUCAUCUCCAAAGAAAAAUAUCUUGACGGCUAAGGAAGUGGAUGAAAUUCGUCAGCUCCGGCUGAAAGAUCCAGUGACAUGGAGCCGGGGGAAUUUGGCCCGCCGCUUUGGCUGCAACACCCUUUUUGUUGCAAUGGUAUGUGAAGCGAGUGCGGAGAAGAAGGCGAUCCAGAAGCAAGUUCUUGAAGCUGUCAAAUCGCGCUGGGGAAUCAAGCGAACAAUUGCGCGCGAGGACCGUCAGCUGCGGAAAGAGGUUUUAGCAAGAGAUCAAUGA
Molecule: messenger RNA, 606 nt
Organism: Coccidioides posadasii C735 delta SOWgp
Lineage: Eukaryota; Fungi; Ascomycota; Eurotiomycetes; Onygenales; Onygenaceae
Product: mitochondrial 54S ribosomal protein mL58
Cellular component (GO): mitochondrial large ribosomal subunit
Molecular function (GO): structural constituent of ribosome
Source: RefSeq, a predicted model, not a curated record